Messenger RNA from Ziziphus jujuba (common jujube), 1419 nucleotides. RefSeq names its product protein INAPERTURATE POLLEN1. Bases 167 to 1015 code for a protein of 282 amino acids. NCBI's taxonomy places the organism in Eukaryota, Viridiplantae, Streptophyta, Magnoliopsida, Rosales, Rhamnaceae. The transcript is spliced from 2 exons. Gene Ontology annotation, molecular function: sequence-specific DNA binding. Gene Ontology annotation, biological process: DNA-templated transcription. The record is from RefSeq and is a predicted model, not a curated record.
GACCUUUGAACAAUUUCCCCUCCAAAAUACCUAUUUUUCCCAAUUUCCCCCUUCGAAUCCUGCACUUUUUGUCUUAUUCCGUCUAAGAACGAGAAGAGGAAGACGAGGAAAGAAACCCAAGAAAGAACGCCGAGAGCAAAGGCACAUCUUCUGCAAGAAGUUCGAGAUGCUCAAAGCCGUAGGUCUGUUUGGCCGCAAGAAAACCACCCGUCCCUUCAAGGAUUACUACACCGACUGGUUCAACACCCUCAACAAUUCCCUUCUUCCUCUGCUCCGAAGCUCCAUGGACGAUGCCUUCCUUCCUCAGCUCUCAAUCCACGUCGAAAUGAUCCACAGCCAUUUCCAGUCCUACUACGAAGCGCUCGACCUUGCCGCUUCCGACGACGUCACUCAGCUCCUCUACCCUGAUUGGCGUAAUUCCCUCGAGAAGCCCUUUCUCUGGCUCGGCGAUUUCCAUCCUUACCUCUUCACCAAUCUCCUCCGCUCAUUCCUCGACGAUGGCGACGAAAACGAAGACGACGAUGAUGGUUUUGGCGAUCUGGGUAAUGGUGAAUGCAGCGAAAGCUACGAACUUUUUGAUCGGCCUUGGCAUUUGGUGAUGGCCUGGAAGAACCCAUCGAAGAUCUUGAUGAACCGGGUCGAGCAGAUUGAGUGUGGGUUGAGGCUGAUGGUUCCGGCACUGGUGGCUCGAGCCAGGGAUGCACAGAUGGUGUUCAUAGAAAGUCUUGCGAAGAACUGGGUUGAGUGCGACGGAGGGAACAAGGAGGCGGCGAAGGCUGUGGUAGCAGAGCCCAUGGAAGCACAAAUGGAUGAGGUGGUCAGCGUUUUUUUGGAUGCUAAUCGGCUCAGGAGAAGCGUGAUAUCGGAGAUAAUUGGCGCCGCCAAUGUCUAUCAGGCUGCUCUGUUUCUUGAAGGGCUUUCCCAAUUUCUUGUUGGGUUCAAGGAUUCUGAAUUGCUUGGAGAAUUUCAACGCUGCAAAACACCUCUGAGUAGGCAAACUCGCCUGGCAAUUUGAUAUGCGAUGUGGGUUUGAUGGGAUGGCAUCGAAUUGGUGGUUUUGUUUGUUACUUCAUUUUCUCUGCUUUUCUUAGCUCAAACUAGAGCAGAGUAGAACAACCGCAGAAAUAACUCCACUGUUUCAGCCAAUUACAGUUUCAGGUUGCAAUUAAUAUUUUUUCUCUUUUUGGGUUAAAAAAUUUUUUGCUUCUCUCGAUAGUAUUUGUGAAUGUCAAUGGUUGAUAUAUGGGAAAUUUUACUGAAUCUACCAUGUAACUUGUCGGCUUGUUAAUUUUGUUUUAGAUUAUAGCCUAGACCGGUCAUGAUGCAUUUUGGCAACGUUCGUUUUUUUCUUGCAUCAAAGUAGCCCUUGCGUUAAGUAGCUCUCUCUAUUCAAUAAAAUUUAAUGGGGGGUUUAGAUUA